GGUGCCGACCAUGGGCUGGCGGCUGCUGCCCGCCCUCCUCCUCCUGGCCCUGGCGCUGGGCGGCCCCGCGGCGAGGGCGCAGAACGACACGGAGCCCAUCGUCCUGGAGGGCAAGUGCCUGGUGGUCUGCGACUCCAACCCGGCCACCGACGCCAAGGGCUCGUCCUCCUCCUCCCCGCUCGGCAUCUCCGUGCGGGCGGCCAACUCCAAGGUCGCCUUCUCGGCCGUGAGGAGCACCAACCACGAGCCCUCCGAGAUGAGCAACAAGACGCGCAUCAUCUACUUCGACCAGAUCCUAGUAAAUGUGGGCAAUUUUUUCACAUUGGAAUCUGUCUUUGUAGCACCAAGAAAAGGAAUUUACAGUUUCAGUUUUCACGUAAUUAAAGUCUAUCAGAGCCAAACAAUACAGGUUAAUUUGAUGCUAAACGGAAAGCCAGUCAUUUCUGCUUUUGCUGGGGACAAGGAUGUCACACGUGAAGCUGCCACUAAUGGAGUCCUGCUCUAUCUAGACAAGGAGGAUAAGGUUUACCUGAAAUUGGAGAAAGGUAAUCUGGUCGGUGGAUGGCAGUAUUCUACAUUUUCUGGCUUUCUGGUCUUUCCCCUGUAAAGUCAGUUUUCCUGUGACAUUCAUCCAGGUGUGGACUCAUCAUUGCCCCUGUUACAUGAAGAUCAUUUUAUCAUCAUGGGAUUGAUGUUUCUUUAUUGUUUUUUCAUGGGUGAAUAUGGAUUCUCUUUAUGGAUUUUGGCCCCAUCUGAACUACUCAGAAGUUUCACAGAAUUUCGUGUGUUUAAAUACAAUAUAUUUGGAUUGAAACUAAAGCAGACGAUAAAUAUCUAUGCUUAAUGUUACAGUCUAAAGCUGCCUGCAAGAUUUAUUCAGAUUUCAUUUACUGGACUUAUUGGAUUCAUGAGAGAAGUGGAUUUUCUUUAAUUACGAAAAGACUGGCAACCAGGUCUAUAAUUUAGGAGAGUUUGAGUUCAGACUUCAAUCAAGAGUUAGUGUGUUGCUGCCAAAGAACUGUAUAUUGAUAUAUUGGUCAUACAUGUUUUUGUCACUGGGACUUAACUGACAUGAUUUAUUCCAUUGUCUUGAGAAAGGUAAUUAUUAUUGAUAUGUGAUUGACUUUAAUUCUCCUCUGCGUGUAGUCUGUUGGAAGGCUCACCCAUAUAUCUACGCUCUGUCACUGGUCACAAUCAUGUCUAGCUCACAUAAAGCUAAGGGGUUAUGAUUGUAUUUUAGUUGUGUAUGUAAGGUAUUCCUCUUUUCCACGUGGUGUUUUCUAAAAAGAAGAGCAGAUUAUUAUAACCAUUAAGAAAAUACUCUUACCAGGGUUAAAGGUGAUCAUUCAGGCACAACUUUGCAAAAUAGCUUUGCCCUUCAGGAAAUCUCACACUUAUUAAUCUCACAAUUUUAAUUAAUGUGAUUGAUAAUAACCGCUUUAUUAAAAAUCUAAGGGAUUCCUUCCUUAGACACAGCCACUUUAUUAGCUGGAGAUGAGAUUCCCCUCUUUGUAAUUAUGUCUAUUUUUCAAACCUUCUGUUGUGUUAAAGGUAUCAUCUAGUUUUGCCUUAACUCCACAACUGUAUAUAAUUUUAGAUCAUAUGUUUAACAAAUAUUAAAUCCAAAUAGCCUGUACCUAACUUGGUGCAAUAUCUUUUUGGCUUUUUGUACAGGUCAUAUGAACUCAUAAACUUAUUUAUUAUGUCAUUGUUACAUAAUAAAGAUUAAUAUAUGUUAGCUGAAUUUUUGACCUUUGGAUUUUGGAAGUCACUUCAUGCUAUUUUUUUAUUGGAUAUAAUAAUUAUAUGCAAAGUGUAAGCUUUUAGGAUUCACAGAAACUGUCCUUGGAGGCAGGCAAACUGUCACAGUUUAGUCUGGCAGAAUCCUACAGGUGAUCAGAAUGGUCUAGAAGUAACCUAUGCAUUUUAUUUGAAAGUAUUUAGGUAGAAAUCCUGGCUUCACAGAAGUUAGUGUUAGGAAUCACAUUGAUUCCAAAGGAUUUUGGAUGAGACCUGUGCUUUAGGUUUUGCCAUCAGCAUUAAACUCCAGUGCAAUGAAAUCAAAUAUCAACUGAAAAUGAUUUUCACAUGAACUGCUAAUGAAACGUCCCUUCCUCAUGUCCAAAAGUACACACUGAAUUCGAUGGACAUUUGUGCCUUGCAUAUCAUGAAGGAUAUGGUUCUAAUUUAAAACAUACUAUGUAGUCGAGAAAGAUUCUGGAUGCAAGGAUAUCCAGAAAUCUAGGACCUUUUCUAAAAUCCAAGCUUUGGCUUGAACUGCUGUUUUAGUUGUUUCCAACUUCUUCGCAUGUUAGCUAAGUGCAGUAUAUCAUAUUGCUCUAACUGUUGUAAAUGGUUAUUUCACUGAUAUAAAGUCUAAUCGUGGCUGAUGGUUGAUAUCAGAUCCUGAUAAAAUUUUAGAGAAUCACUGGCACAGAAUAGUGCCCAAAUUCCCUAUUUUUAUGGAUCCAACAUACAGGGUGGUUUUUAUUUUUAUUUAUCUAUUUAUUUAUUUAAAUUUCAGGAAGAUAGGUGGGUAUGUUCACAAUCCUACAGGGUAAGUCAGAUAAGAAGAAGGUCAUCUGAUAGACAGUAUAGUUUCUGCACAUAACACUGAAGUUUGGGAGAACUUGGAAAGAUCUGCCAAGAAGGCAAAUGAUUUACUUCUUUGAAAAAUAUAAAAAAAUGUUUGUUUUGAUUAAUCAAAGUUUAUCACCACUACACCAAACAAAUGUGUAUAUAUACGUAUAUAUAUAUCUUAAAAAAACUGGGAUUGCAGCACAUAAUAUGCAUGAUACUAUGAAAAAUAUAUUUGCCAUAAGAAUUGAUUCAGAGGGGAACAUCAGUAUUUUGUAUAAAAUUGGUAAAAUCUGAAAGCUAACUUUACCCAUUGGUAUAUAUGUAAUGUAAAGGAAAUAUUGUUCCUGCACAGAUGGAAGAAAAAUGAUAUUAAAGGUGUCAGUAUACAUUUUGGAAUGAUCAAAUGCAUCUAACUCCUUUAGUUUGUAAACAUCUGAUCGCUAAAAGCUGCCUUUAGCAUUCAGCAAUAAUACUCAACUAUCUUAAUAUACUGUUGAUUUCCCCUUGGCAAAACACUUCUGAUUGCUUGACUCAUUAGCAGUUAUUUACUUUAACAAGAGAGUCUAGGAAGUUAUUCAAUUAAAGAGAUAUAUUUUGAUGGAAAUGUCCUAAAUUUUUCUGCUCAGCCUCCAAAAUUGGAAUUCCUAGCUAAUUAUUUUGGUAGCGAAGGGAACAAAAAGUGUCAGGGAAGUCACUGAGAAGCAGCUCGUGUCACCUGUGCACGGCGCUGAGAGCUGAGGUGGCCUCUGGAGGUGGGCAAGUGCACACCAGUUGUCUCGGCUCACAUUUAAACAUUUCAGCAAGGAUAAACUCUGGCUUUUAGGUUACAGUUUGAGCUAUGUCCCAGACUCUGAGCUCAUUUUCACUGCAUUGUCCCACACUUCAGUUGCUUCACUAGGAGUUUUUCCCAGAAGAGGUGUUUAGCAUAGCUCACCAAGUCCAUGAGGAGCUGGGUUUGGCAAUCACCAUUUUUCCUUUUUUCCUCAUUCCCUUUCCCUUUGUCUUCCUGUGUUAAUGCUACAGCAGUCAGCUUUGUAGCUGAUACAGAAGGCUGAGCGUGCAAGAAAACAUUCUGGCCACGUGUGGUUAUCAGUGUUACAUUGUUAUCAGUGGUCUCUUUACAAAUGAAAUCAGUAUUUUUACUUUUUUUUGUCUGCAUUUUAGUUAUGCUUCAUCCAUGUUUUAUUAUAAAACUGAGGAAAUAAAAAGGACCACUUUGUCAUGCUUAGGUGAUGUUUUUUAGCAGAGCUAGGUAUCUGGGAGAGCCAGGAACACCCCAAUCUCCUAAAUUCAUCCUGUAUAGAAAACAGCUCUCGUCUUUGAAUCCUGCUUUUUAGGAUGAGUUGAGGAUGUAUGUGCCAAAAGGCUGUGGAGCCAAAACCGAUACUGUUUAAAAGAACCUGGGUAACGGAAGGCACUGAGGUAGCUUUGAAAAUUUCACAAGCACUUUUCUCUUUACAAAGAAAGGAAAAGCUAACUUUGAAGUAUGGAGAAGGA
Molecule: messenger RNA, 4077 nt
Organism: Cygnus olor (mute swan)
Lineage: Eukaryota; Metazoa; Chordata; Aves; Anseriformes; Anatidae
Gene: CBLN4
Product: cerebellin 4 precursor
Exons: 3
Coding region: 11-607 (198 amino acids)
Molecular function (GO): protein binding
Source: RefSeq, a predicted model, not a curated record